Messenger RNA from Arachis duranensis, 1447 nucleotides. RefSeq names its product putative F-box/LRR-repeat protein At5g41840. The coding region runs from base 151 to 1338 and encodes 395 amino acids. The transcript has 4 exons. Gene Ontology annotation, molecular function: protein binding. Lineage: Eukaryota; Viridiplantae; Streptophyta; Magnoliopsida; Fabales; Fabaceae. The record is from RefSeq and is a predicted model, not a curated record.
AAAACCUAACCCCAGAAAUUCUAAUUUCGCUCCCUCAUUUAUUUCACAUCAUCUCAUCAUCUAUCACAAAGCAAAAAAAAUACCGCACUUCUACAGUCUUCAAAUCACCACAAACACACUCUAUUGGAGAAGUACUGAAGCUGGGGAAAAAUGGACCAAAUAUCUGGUUUGCCAGAAGCUAUACGUCAUGACAUUCUCGCAAGGCUUCCGGACAGAGAUUCUGCCAGGACUAGUGUCUUAUCAAAGGCUUGGAGAGAAACAUGGUCUACGUUUCCGAUAUUGUCUAUUUGCAGCGAUCAACAUUUUAAGAGUGAAGAUGUAACGGUAGACAAUUAUCAUAGCAAAAUAGACAAAGUUAUUGACUAUGUUGGGAGAAGAUUACUGAGGCUCCGCGACCUAGGCUUAGCAAUCAAAGAAUUCAAGCUCAUCAUGGACUAUGUAGACCAUAAGUGCAUGGCCCACCAUGUUGAUCUAUGGAUGAAGAUGGCUAUUGAAAGUGGUGGCGAAGUAUUACAUUUACAGCUUCGCCUCCCUGGUCGCUAUGUAGGGAGACACAGUCCGGACAGGUUUUAUGACCUUCCACUCAGUGUCAUUGAAUCCAAAUCACUUACUAAGUUGGUGUUGAUGGACCGAAUCAGAGUUAACCAAGCAUUCCUCACCCAUUCCGUCAAGCUUUACUCGGUCUUGAAGUUAUCAUACUGCUCUAACUUGGAGGAGCUUAACAUUGAUGCUCGAAAUUUAUUAUCAUUUGCGUACGAGGGAAACAACCAACCUGGUAUAUCUUUUCAGCAAUGUUCUAAUCAAUUGGAAGUCAAUAGUUUUAGCGAUGUGGAUUUUCAGGACCAUAGUAGCUUGAGGAAAUUUGUCCAAAACAUUAAACCCCAAAAGAUUUGGGCAUCAGUCUCCCUCUUUAUCUGUCUGUCAAUUCUAACUGAACCAGAGCAGGGUGCAUUCCAAGUUUCAUCUAUUCCUCCAACUAUUAAACGCUUGGAAUUGCAGUUUUCUCCGGACUACGAAGCUUUCUAUUUCCCUUUUAUGAAUUACUUGCUUUCAAGUUGCUGCCCGAACUCUAUUUCAUUUAGUUUUCGCUCUUAUGUUCAUGGUAAAGCAUUCAUUCAGGUAUGUCAUUAUCCUCAAAUUUUCUCUGAGUCUUGCAUUGAGUCUUGCAUUUACAACGACAACAGUACUUCCAUCCCAGCAGUGACUGCAUUUGUAUUUAUAUACUUUAUCAUCGAUAUGUUCUUUCUAACUCCGUUUGUUAUUUUGCAAAAAACAACAGUUUUUGUACGAGACACUGAUGGGAAGAAAGGAAGGGAAGUGCCACUGCAGUUCAAGUAAUACAAAAUGUUGGUGGCAUGCCUUGAAGAUUGUCAAGGUUAUUUGUACGUUCAAGAUUGAUGAGAACGCCGACUUUAAGACCAUGUUAGAUGCAUUGCCAACAUGUUGU